Messenger RNA from Trichomycterus rosablanca, 1877 nucleotides. Its product is annotated as zinc finger protein 239-like. Gene Ontology annotation, molecular function: RNA polymerase II cis-regulatory region sequence-specific DNA binding; DNA-binding transcription factor activity, RNA polymerase II-specific. Lineage: Eukaryota; Metazoa; Chordata; Actinopteri; Siluriformes; Trichomycteridae. The transcript is spliced from 7 exons. Gene Ontology annotation, cellular component: nucleus. Gene Ontology annotation, biological process: regulation of transcription by RNA polymerase II. The coding region runs from base 360 to 1433 and encodes 357 amino acids. The record is from RefSeq and is a predicted model, not a curated record.
GAGCAGGACUCAUCCUUAUUGGUAUUUUCAGCACAAUCAGGAAAAACUUCAAAAGCUUUAAUGAGGCUUCAUCUGCACAUCACUAUUGUUUAGUGUUACCAUCACAAACUCCGUUCACUUCAUCCCUGAGAAACAGUUUGAUUGGCAGCAGGAGGUAACAUGAAAUAUAAAUCCAGCUUUAAGAAGUACUUAUGCACAUGAAACAUCUCCAGAAACAACGUGGUUUAAUAAUAGAAGGCUGAACGACGGAUGUCUAUAAGAAGCAGCUUGUUUACAGCAUUCCUCGCUUAUGGCCACACCACCCUGAGAGAACCCCUGAUCUCGGAAGCUUAGCAGGGUCGGGCCUGGUUAGUACUUGGAUGGGAGACAGCCUGGGAAUACCAGAUCUUUUAAUAAUGCAGUCAGCAGAAGAGGGACACGUCACCCCCAUAGAUCUACAAAAUGAAGGAUUCCAAGAGAAACUAAUAAAAAAGGAGGAGGAAGAAGAUGGAAGUUACUUCUGUGAAGGAUCUUUCAUUCCUGUGGAACACGUCACCUCUGAGGAACACCUCACCCCAGAGGACCAACAGUGUGGAGGUUUCCAGAUGAAGCCUGUGAAGAAGGAAGAAGCUGAAGAUAAAGAUGAUCUCAAACUGAACAAGGAUUUCUGCUGCCAAACGUCCUCUGGUACUGUCAGCAUUAACACGUCUCUCAGUCACACACAGGAAGAAGGAAACGUCUGCUCACAGUGUGGGAGGAGCUUCAGGUACCAGUGUCGUCUCAAAAUACACCAGCACAUUCACACUGGAAAAAAACCAUAUCAGUGCUCACAAUGUAAGAAGAGUUUUAAUUCACAGAGUAAGCUCAAAAUCCACCAGCGCAUUCACACUGGAGAGAAACCGUAUCAGUGCUCACAGUGUGGAAAGAGUUUUAAGACAAAGACUGAGCUCAAAGUACACCAGCGCAUUCACAGUGGAGAGAAACCGUAUCAGUGCUCACAGUGUGGGAAGAGCUUCAAGUGCCUGAGUGCUCUCAAGAUACACCAGCGCAAUCACACAGGAGAUAAACCGUAUCAGUGCUCACAGUGUGGAAAGAGCUUCAGGACCCAGGGUGCUCUCACACCUCACCAGCGCAUUCACACUGGAGAGAAACCAUAUCAGUGCUCACAGUGUGGAAAGAGUUUUAAUCAACAGAGUGCUUUCAAAAGACACCAGCACAUUCACACUGGAGAGAGACCGUAUCAGUGCUCACAGUGUGGGAAGAGUUUUAAUCAACAGAGUGCUUUCAAAAGACACCAGCACAUUCACACUGGAGAGAAACCAUAUCAGUGCUUACAGUGUGGAAAGAGUUUUAAUAUAAAGAGUGAGCUUAAAAUACACCAGCGCAUUCACAGUGGAGAGAAACAUUAUCUGCAUCUGGAAUCAGAUACUAACAGAGUCUGUACUAGAUUUUAAUUAACAGAGUUUGUGCUGUUAAUACAGUUCAUGUGGUAAAUGUUAACUGUUUGUUUAAGAGUUGUUUGGUAACUGAUGAUGAUUCAUAGCAGCGGUAAGUGAAGCGAUUCGUGCACGAGAAUGUAGUGGAGCCUCGUGAAGUUCAUUUCAUGCCUUUGGAUGCAUUGUGGGUAUGUUUAUUUGUUAAUAGACGUUUUAAUUGAUGUUUAUUAAGAGUAUUAGUUGAUUAUGUAUUACAUGCUUGAAUCAGGUUAGCUCAUGAUGCAUUAAGUUAAAUGAAUUUGCACAUGUUUGCUUAUUAGUAUUAAAAUGCAUAACUUGGAAUAUAUGCAUAUGGACUUUAAACUUAAAUAUCAUUUGAUAUUCAUGUCUUGAUGUGCUGAAGUUUAUAAACAUGUUGUUUGUACUUCUUGUAGUUUUACCCUACUUCCUGUUUGCCAUUAA